Messenger RNA from Callorhinchus milii (elephant shark), 1785 nucleotides. RefSeq names its product EMSY transcriptional repressor, BRCA2 interacting (gene emsy). Gene Ontology annotation, biological process: regulation of DNA-templated transcription. NCBI's taxonomy places the organism in Eukaryota, Metazoa, Chordata, Chondrichthyes, Chimaeriformes, Callorhinchidae. Gene Ontology annotation, cellular component: nucleoplasm. The record is from RefSeq and is a predicted model, not a curated record.
GUGUGAGCUGUGCUGACGAGGAUGACAAGCCCAGGAAACGCCGACGCACCAACAGCUCGAGCUCCUCGCCUGUGGUGCUGAAGGAGGUGACCAAAGCCCUGGUGCCCGCCUGCAAGUCCCCAGCCGUCCCCCUGGGCGCCAGCCCCAAAGUCAGCAACAUCAUGCAGAGCCUCGCCAACUCCAUCCCCUCACACAUGUCACCAGUGAAAAUCACCUUCACUAAGCCCACCACACAGACCACCAAUACCAACACACAGAAGGUAAUCAUUGUGACGACAUCUCCAAGCUCAACGUUUGUGCCCAACAUCCUGUCCAAGUCUCACAAUUACGCUGCUGUCACCAAACUGGUGCCAACGUCCGUCAUCACAACCACCACCCAGCGCCAGCCGGUGGUCAUCACCGCCACACAACCCCCCUUUACCUCCAGCAACACCAUCUCCCCCUCCUCCGCUUGUUGUGUGAUGGCCACAACCUCCACACACUCCUCAGCCUCCUCUGCUGUCAUGUCCACCAUCGCUCAAGGUGCAGCUGGCACUGCCGUGAAGGUCACCGCAGCCAGACUCCCCUCACCCAAAACCCUGGUGGGGUCUCCAACACAGAUCCUGGCUCAAUUGUCCAAACAGCAGCAUUCGCUGUCACACUCCCCACAGCUCCAGUCCCAGCAGUCACAGACCUCGCCUGGUGUCAAACCCACCAUUCAGAUCAAGCAGGAGUCUGGUGUCAAGAUAAUAACUCAACAGCUGCAGCCCAGUAAGAUCUUGCCAAAGCCGCUCACCAUGUCCAGCUCCAGCUCCUCCCCCAUCAUGGUGGUGAGUAGCAAUGGAGCCAUCAUGACCACCAAGCUGGUGACCACUCCAACCGGUACCCAAACUACCUACACACGCCCCACGUUAAACCCCUCCAUCAGUGCCCGAAUGGCAGCUUCUUCUGGUUCAGCCACUUACAUGAAAACCACCAGUGGGAGCAUCAUCACUGUGGUACCCAAAUCACUGGCCACGUCCCUCGGGGGAAAGAUUAUCAGCAGCAGCAUCAUGUCCGGAUCCACGACUAAAAUCACCACCAUCCCAAUGACGUCCAUGACCUCGAAGCCGAACGUGAUUGUUGUGCAGAAGACCACGGGGAAGGGGACCACCAUCCAAGGCAUCCCAGGCAAAAGUGUGGUCACCACACUGCUCAACACGGGGGGUGAAAAAACCAUUCAGACAGUAGCAGCUGGGGCCAAACCGGCCAUCAUCACUGCAACCAGACCCAUCACCAAAAUGAUCGUUGCUCAGCCUAAAGGUGUAGGCUCCUCACUGCAGCCCACCACAAAAAUCAUCCCCACCAAAAUCCUGUACGGUCAGCAAGGUAAAACCCAGGUUCUCAUUAAGCCAAAGCCCGUGGCUUUCCACGCCACGGUGGUGAGUGAACAAACCCGUCAGUUGGUGAGCGAAACUCUCCAACAAGUCUCUCGGGUGACCGAGGUGAGCAGCACGUCGGGGCAGGAGGGGGGUGUGAAAGAGGAGGUUCACACGUUCAUAGAGAGCAGCGGCAGCAUGUCCACCACAGAGUCCAUACAAACCUCACACGGGAAAACCAGAUCCUACAUCGAGAUACAGAAAACACGAAAUAAUUAUUUGAACUCUCAGCAAGUGGUUCAUGUUAUCUCGUCAUCCAGAAGCCAGGAUUGGGCAGAGCAUGAGGUGCCCAUGGACACCAGCCCCACCAUCAUCUACCAGGACGUGUCUGGGGAGCCACAGUCUGCCACCUCCACCAUCAAAGCCCUGCUUGAGCUGCAGCAAACAG